UACUUUUCUUUUUAAGUGCAAUUGCGUCCUCUGCGUGCAAUCCUAGCUAAUAAGCUAAUACAUAUCCAUAUAUACAUAUACAUACACUAUAUAUAUCGAUCGUCUUUUACGGGAAGUAUCAUUAGUUCAUUACCUUCUCCCUCUCUCUCUCUCUCUCUCUUUCUUGGGAUUGCUUUAUAUAUGUAGUUGGGUGUAAGCUUUGUUUCUUCACUUUGCAUGACAAGUACUGCCUAGCCAUCUCUUUCUUUCUCUCUCUAAAAAAACAAAACUCUCUCAAAGUCUCAUCUGAUCAAGAGAAGUGUUAUAGGCUUAUAGCUUGAUAUUGCAUGUAAUGGAUCCUAGUGGACAACACCAGGAAAUGCAGGCCCAUUCACUGGAAAACAUGUUGGUUUGCUCAAAAGCACAACCAGAGAGGAAGCCAAGACCACAACCAGAAGAAGCACUCAAAUGUCCAAGAUGUGAUUCUACUAACACCAAGUUCUGUUACUACAACAACUACAGCCUCUCUCAACCAAGGUACUUUUGCAAGUCAUGCAGAAGGUACUGGACUAAAGGAGGUACAAUGAGAAAUGUUCCAGUGGGUGGAGGGUGCAGGAGGAACAAGAGAUCAUCAUCUUCAUCAUCAAAGAAAUCUCAAGAUCAACCACUCAUCAUCACAACCAAUCCCAAUAACCCACUCACUACAUUCCCACUAAGAUAUGACCACAAUGACCUCACUCUUGCAUUUGCAAGUCUCCAAAAACAGUCUAGUGGGUUUGAUGAAACUGAUCUUUCUCUAAUUGGAAACCCAAUUGAUUUAAUGGGAAACCCAGCUACCAUUCACAAUUCUGCUUCCACACCAGCAUUUCUUGAUGCACUUAGGACUGGAUUUCUUGACACCCAAAACAAUUUUCAGAAUUUUUACUGUGGAUUUGGGAAUAUUGGAAGCUUGGGAGAGGUGGAUAGUAAUGGUGGUGGAGUCUGUGGUGAAAUGGGUAGUUUGCCUUAUGAAGACAUGAGCAGUGGAGCAACAACAACAGCAGGGACACUGACAACAAUGAAGCAUGAACUCUGCAAUGGAAGCGAAAGUGAGAACAAUAGGGUCUUGUGGGGGUUCCCAUGGCAGCUCAAUGAAGCUAACAACAAUAACAUUAAUGGUGAUCUUGAUUCAGGAAGAGAGAGCUGGAAUGGACAUUGUAGUUCAACCUGGCAUGGACUAAUUAACAGCCCCUUAAUGUAGUCCUAAUCAAAAUAUCAGUUUUAGAUCUCUUGAUGAGUAUUGUGUUGAGGGAGAUCCGAUUCACUUGAAUCAAUCACUCUGUUUCAAUAUGUUUCUUUGUUUUUGUUGGGUUCAAGUUUCCUAUUAUUGGUUUAUAAACUAAUGAAAGACUUCUAGAUUUGUUUGCCAACCAAGUAAGAAACUUUGCAGAGGUUGAUUGAUAUAGUAAUAUCAUAUCUUUUUCCUGUUUCGGAGAGAAA
Molecule: messenger RNA, 1458 nt
Organism: Tripterygium wilfordii
Lineage: Eukaryota; Viridiplantae; Streptophyta; Magnoliopsida; Celastrales; Celastraceae
Product: dof zinc finger protein DOF2.1-like
Exons: 2
Coding region: 332-1219 (295 amino acids)
Biological process (GO): regulation of DNA-templated transcription
Molecular function (GO): DNA-binding transcription factor activity; DNA binding
Source: RefSeq, a predicted model, not a curated record